UCAGCCUCGCCAUUUUGGCGUAUAGUUGGCCUCUGUCGUGCGUGCGUGAGUUAUCCGUCAGUUCGCCGGCCGCCGCCGCCUCCGACGAUCCCCAUCCAUCCCGCGAGCGAGCAGGGCGCCGUCGUUCGUCCUGCUGCAUCCGCCCGCAUCCAUCUGUAGGAUCAAUGGAGACGAAGUUAUCGUUUUAUCAGGACAGCCCGCCAAUUCCCAUCAUUUCUGCUGUUAAGAUAUUGUUGUUGGUUGAAGAUUGUCAUUAGGAACGGUGUUGUGUUGUGGGAGGAGGUCCUUUGGAUGAGACAAGGAGGAGCCAGGAGGUCCUCUGAAAUUUCCUUCCCUCGCAGAAAAGGUGCACAAAUAAAACAAACAAAAAGGAAGUCUGUAUCCCCACGACCCCACCCAUGGCAUUCCCCUCCACCUCGUCGGUGGCGUAUCCCAGAAGUCUGUCCCCACUGCGCCGCUGCCCCGGAUUCCUCGCCCUCCUUGUUGCCGUCCUCCUUUUCCUCUCCUUCCAGAUUGGCAGUGUCCGGAUGGCUCUUCUCCGAUCACCAGACUGGGCACAAGGGUCCCGGGAGCUGUCCUGGAUGCCACAAUGGCAUGGAUAAUGCCGAUAAGACUAUUGCUUACACGAAUCAGGAUGGUCGGAUCAGGCUGUUCAAAGUUACCACAAGAGAAUUCUUGUCGUCCUCUAUCUGGAAGAAUCCUUUGUUGCCGAAAGAUACCGAGCCGGUAGCUGAAAUACAAGAGAUUGCGGAGGAGCAGCUACUAGCCACUGGGUCAGAAGUCUCCAAUCUUUCAAGCACAGAAACUUUGGAAACUAGAACUGAUCCAAUUAAAUUAAAGAGAGAGGUGUUCCGACGUAAAAGAAAGGAGCAUAGGAUUCAGGAGUUGCUUCAGGUGGACAAGGAGGCUGAGCUCCAUAUGCGAAAUGUAGCGACAAACAGAUCGAGGAACUUCAGUAACAAAGUAAGAGCCAGCUACAACAUAUGGAGGCUGCAGUUUCACCAUACUAAUACGGAUUCAACCCUGAGACUUAUGAAAGAUCAGAUAAUAAUGGCCAAGGUGUAUGCCACAAUUGCACAUUCCCAGAAGCAACCUGACAUGUACGCGUUGCUCAUGAAGUGCAUAAAACUAUGCCAGGAAGCUAUUGGGGAUGCACACAUGGAUUAUGAACUUGAUUCGAGUGCUUUAGAGCGAGCAAAAGCAAUGGGGCAUGCCUUGUCUUCAGCUAGAGAUGUUCUGUACAACUCCGAUGAAGUAUCUAGAAGAUUGCUUGUUAUGCUGCAGUCUACAGAACUAAAUAUUGAUAGUGUUAAGAAGCAGAACUCAUUCCUGGUGCAGCAUGCUGCAAAGACGGUCCCCAUGCCCUUGCACUGUCUGCAUAUGCAGCUGACAACCGAUUAUUACUUUCGUGAUGGUAUGAUCAAGGAAUAUUUCCAUGAUGCCGCUUUGAAGGAAGAAGAAGAUAAAGCAAAGCGUGAGGAUAGGUCACUAUACCACUACGCUAUAUUUUCAGAUAACGUCCUUGCAGCCUCAGUAGUUGUCAGAUCAACUGUGACACAUGCCAAGGAACCAGAGAAGCACGUGUUCCACAUCGUCACUGAUAGACUUAAUUUUGCAGCUAUGACGAUGUGGUUUAUACGUCAUCCUCCUCUACCUGCUACUGUCCAUGUGGAAAACAUUGACAACUUCAAGUGGCUCAAUUCAUCAUACUGUUCAGUCCUACGACAACUUGAGUCAGCUCGGCUCAAAGAGUACUAUUUCAAAGCACAUGAUCCAUCAUCACUCUCUGACGGAAAUGAAAAUCUGAAGUACAGGAACCCCAAAUAUCUGUCUAUGCUUAACCAUCUAAGGUUCUACAUGCCAGAAAUACACCCCAAGCUUGACAAGAUAUUGUUUCUUGACGACGAUGUUGUUGUACAGAAGGACUUGACACCAUUAUGGGACGUUGAUCUUAAAGGGAUGGUAAAUGGUGCAGUUGAAACCUGCAAAGAAAGUUUCCAUCGCUUCGACACGUACCUCAAUUUCUCACACCCAAAGAUCGCAGAGAACUUCGAUCCACGUGCUUGUGGGUGGGCUUUUGGGAUGAACAUGUUUGACCUGAAAGAGUGGAAGAAGCAAAAUAUCACUGGAAUAUACCAUUAUUGGCAAGAUCUGAAUGAGGAUCGCAAGCUGUGGAAGCUGGGCACACUGCCUCCAGGACUGAUUACUUUUUACAACCUGACAUACCCAUUGAAUCGCAAUUGGCAUGUGUUGGGGCUUGGCUAUGAUCCAGCUGUUGACCUUGCCGAGAUUGAGAAUGCAGCAGUAGUUCAUUACAAUGGGAACUACAAGCCCUGGCUAGACCUUGCUGUCUCCAAGUACAAGCCCUACUGGUCCAAGUAUGUAGAUCUUGACAAUUCACACAUCCAGCACUGCUACAUGAGUGAGCAAUGAAAUGAAGUACGUGUAAUCCUUCACCCAGUUUUUAUUUAUUUAGUUUCUUUGUGCGCACGUGUGAGUUUCGUAGGGCAAGUUUUUCGCCAAUAGGAAGUUAGGCAUAGUUGUGUAUAUAAAUAACAUAUUUCAGACUUGAUGAUCUUGUCAUUCUUAAGCUCAAUAACCGGUUCACGUACAUGAAUUGUGUCAGGUGGUUUACAUCUUGCAGCAUAAUAGUUAUUAUUUUGUUCAUUUGAGAAUACACUGGAUAUUGUAUGAAAUGACAAAAGAACAAAUGUUGAGGCUAAUAAAAGAUCAUUCAAAUCUUUC
Molecule: messenger RNA, 2745 nt
Organism: Oryza sativa Japonica Group (Japanese rice)
Lineage: Eukaryota; Viridiplantae; Streptophyta; Magnoliopsida; Poales; Poaceae
Product: probable galacturonosyltransferase 3
Molecular function (GO): polygalacturonate 4-alpha-galacturonosyltransferase activity
Source: RefSeq, a predicted model, not a curated record